This is a messenger RNA of Punica granatum (pomegranate), 552 nucleotides long. The record is from RefSeq and is a predicted model, not a curated record. NCBI's taxonomy places the organism in Eukaryota, Viridiplantae, Streptophyta, Magnoliopsida, Myrtales, Lythraceae.
UAUUACAAGUAAUAGGAAGUAACAGUCAAUUCCCUCAUGGCUAUAAUAGGGCAGCAUCGGACUGAGCUUCACCGGACACCGGCCUCAUUUUCCCGGCAAAUUCCGAAGAUUUCAAUCCCUUUCUUUCAGUUUUUUCCCUUGACAUAAACCCUAAUUUCUGUUGCAAAUGGAGAAAUCCUUCACUCUGCUCCAUACAAUCGCGGCUGCGGGAGCUUUCUCCGCUAUCUCCUUCUGGUACGGCUUCAUGUUUGGAAGAGAAUCAGCUCGCAAGGAGCUUGGGGACUUGAUCGAAGACCUGCGCCGGAGUAGCGGUACCAGUGGAGAUUCCUCUCCUCAUUCGUGAAUGUAGCUUUCUCUCUCUCUCUCUCUCUCGAGGGUAGAAUGUUGUUUGCUACGUUUUUUUAAUGUAAACCAUUGUGGAUUCCUCACUUUGUUAAUGGUUUUCGCAAUUUCAGCUAUAGGUUUUGCCUCGUGAUAUGCAGUGUCCUGAAUCAUCGAGUCAUUACAUAAGUAUUGAGAGCUUGGUUAUAAAAUGUGAUUCAAAUUGCAAUA